Molecule: messenger RNA, 342 nt
Organism: Protopolystoma xenopodis
Lineage: Eukaryota; Metazoa; Platyhelminthes; Monogenea; Polystomatidea; Polystomatidae
Source: the annotation of a GenBank genome assembly
AUGCUUCGUAAAGAAUCCAGCUCUUCUGAAAAGAGAUCACAAUUUUUUGCUGCAAAGCUAUCUACAUUGAGAAGUCCUCAUGAAGCCGUCUGCGUUGCAUUUCUAAAGAAAUUAACAAUUAGUGAAUUGGCUAAAAGCUCUGCACUAGUAUUUGCAGGGUCGCUACGUGAUUUGUGCACAUCUGCGCCCACGUUGUGCGUUGUGGAGGCUACAAUGAGCCAAUAUAACGCCCACGGAUCGGGAGGAAUUUCGGCCAAUGCCAGCCAGCUCGUCGUCUUAGCGUCUCUCUCCAGAAGGUCCAAAGAUCAAGAUGGACGCUCCCAUAUCGUUCAGCCAUUAUGA